UGCUCACAGCUUCAUAUGCCUAUUGUGGAUGCCGGUUCAAGCGCUGGCUAAUCAGUUGAUCGAGGAUAUUGUUAGCCACCAACAUGGUUUCAGCUCGGAGGUACUCGGUGCAUAUUUGCGCAAAACGAAGCAGAUGUGUCUAAAUCACCCCGGGUCGGUGACAAGCUGGAAUUUGAUCACGUAUGGUGCCGGCUUGCUGGAUUCCAGCUUACCAGAAGAAUAUGCGGCUGGAGGGAGGGUACUAACAAUGCUGAUUGAUAAGGAUGUAGCAUUACAGGUAAGACGGCUGCUGAUCAGGUCACCCAGACAAAGAAUAGAGAAGCUGAUCGGCACCCUUGCUUGGAGAAGCCCAAAAGACCAAGAGAUGAGAUGGCUUGCAGCAAGGAUUGUGGAGCAUCUCGCUGCCGACCUCAACCUUGCUCACUUUCCGGGAGCAUUGGAAUGCAUAUCCUCCCUCCUCGAUCAAGAUACCCUCCUAUUGGCAUUUGUACAUCUGCAAGGAACAAUGGACCAGGUUUUGCCAGCCUUGAGAAUUCUAGAGAACCUAGCUCACAACAGGCAUAACUGCGCACUGAUAUACAACACCAAUGAUCUUCUUUCAAAAAUAGUUGCGCCUGUCAGCUCUGACAAAUUAGUAGAAGAUAUCAGAAGCAGUGUCGCAUGGACCAAGGUAGUAGAUGGAUCGCUGAAAGUGGUGAGCCGGCUGAUGGGUUCUUCAGGAAGCACCGGCCAAGACAUGUGCAAGCUAAUUGCAGAUGAUAAUGAUGCGGUCAAAAACUUGGAGGCCGUUCUAGACAUGGAUAUGAAGAGCAACAAUGGUAUGAUAGAGCUACAGAUGAGAGCUAUAGAGGUUCUUACACAAUUAGUCUUGCGUCAUCCAGCAUGUACUUCUGCAGAAGAACUUAUCAAGAGGGCACUGCACAUCUUCCUUACUGCAGAUCGGAUGCAAGAUUAUCUGAAAGAUGAGAAAAGGAAGAUCGAGCACCAGACUACAAGUCAUGUGCAAAAGAAGAUGAAAGAAGCCAAGGAAACUGCAAGCCGGCUCAAAGAACAGGCUGGUGCAACAUUGGCCAUGCUAUCUAGUGAUUCAGAGGCUAUCAAGUGUUUCACAGGAUGUAAUGAUGAUGUCAAUAAUCUUACUGAGUUGCUUGACACCGAUAUCAAGACCAUCAACUGCAUAAUAAGUGCAACAGAUACUGUGGAAAUAGAGAUCAGCAUUGAAUGUCGUGUUAGCGCAGCACUCAUCUUGAAGAAUUUGAACAACUAUGUCAAGGAACCAACUUUACGGAAGGUACUCAGACAAUUGCUUCCUGUACAACAAGACGAGCAGAGCCACAACAAGCACAGGAGCCUGCAAGCAGCGCUGUUAUCACUCAUCACAGUGAUUCGUGCAAACACCAAUCUUAAUCUUGCACCGAUCUUAAUUUCGCAGAAGCCGGCGGAUACCCUGGAAGACUUGGUGGUGAGGCUCCAAAGGAUGUCGGAGAACUUGCGUGUCACCCCCACGUGUCUCGCGAUACAGAAGCUUACUUGCGAGAUGGUUAUAGAAUUCAUGAAGCAUGAUCGAAAUGUCAGAGUGAUCGACCAGCACAAUAUCGUCGGCACAUUACUGAAGGCUUCAGAGAUGAUGGUGGGACUUGAGAACAGCAUGCUUUUCGCUGCAGUCGAUCCAGACUGCUAUGGGGUUCCUCUAAGGCCUUUCUCUUCUGUUCUCGCUAAAAAUGCCGAAGAUCUUUUGACACAGAGGAAACAGGCACUGGGCAUCAACAAUGUGCCUGUCGGUACACCAGUACCAUGAUUGUUGCAUCAUGGAGUAUUUCAAUACGUUGAAAAUUAUUGAAACAGGAAUUUCAUUCUUGGUGUGUUGUAUGCUUGCUGUUUUUUCUUUUCUUUCCAUUGUGGAUUUCUGAGAGAGUUUGUAAUAAUGUAUUGUGUGCACCUUGUGGUCUUUGCCAAGGCAACGGAGGAGGGCAUCCUCUCACCUAUCAAGCACAAAUCUGUUGGGAUUAGAACCAGUUUAUAUGCAGACGAUACUGCUCUGUUUCUAAACCCUGUC
This is a messenger RNA of Triticum dicoccoides, 2056 nucleotides long. RefSeq lists its product as uncharacterized. NCBI's taxonomy places the organism in Eukaryota, Viridiplantae, Streptophyta, Magnoliopsida, Poales, Poaceae. Bases 29 to 1798 code for a protein of 589 amino acids. The transcript is spliced from 2 exons. The record is from RefSeq and is a predicted model, not a curated record.